AUGCCUGUUCUCGCCUUCUUCCCCGCCACCCCUUAUGGCUCGUCACCGGGUGAGCUCCAAGACACGCCGUACAUCACAUCCUUCACCGAUCGUCCAGACUGGCAUUCGUGGAAUGCCAAUGGCCCCUUCGCCGCCGUCGGACGUGCGCUGAGACAUGCUACCGAGUUUGUCGUUCAAUUCAUCCACAACCACCAGAUUAUAUUAGCCCUUCUCCUCGCCGCGGUCCUCGCUUUCGUGUUCCUGCGUCUUUUCGAGAUUGUGGUGUACCGCGCCGGGUUCGGCAGGCAGGGACCUCAAAGGAGAUCCUUGGCAGCGCGUAUCCAGGGCAGAACGUAUGGAGUCGCGGUCCCGGCGGGGUCUUCGUUCUCUCAUCUGCAGGCCGUAGGCGCCCGGGGCGAGUUGCGGCGUCCUGUAUACCUCUUUGUCGUGCUCGUGGUCGAGGCUACUGUUGGGAUCGCCGCAGCCUGUCGAUGGCUUUCGCCUGAGGGUAGCCUGCCUCAGGGCGAAGUCCGAAGUAGAACCCUCGCGUUGCUUUCGCCUGAGGAUGUAGCGAGCAAAGCCGGUUGGGACUCAAUGACCACGACACAGCGAUUGCCAGUUCCAAUCCAACAAACAGUUAAACGUGAGCGUAACUGGCCAGAUCAGGUCCACGAGCGGACGUGGAAAUCGGCACUUUCCCAACGCAAAGACAAUUCCCCGUUUCCCUGCUCCUCCAUAAGGUCUCUGAAACGAUGGGUCGGAUCGACGACCUACCGACUGAACUCCUGGAGCGCACACUCGAGAAGUUGGAAAUUCAAGCUCUGGUGGCGUGUCGGCAGCUGAGCCGACGUGUCAAACGAGUCAUCGAUGAGUCCGUCGUUCUCCAGUACAAGAUCGAGCUGGAAACUGCCGGUAUGGAAGACGGCCCGCGUAGUGAGAUCAGUACCGCGGAACGAUUGCAGCGUCUACGUAAACAUACCGACUCUUGGGCCAGCACACAGUUCGGAUCCGUGGAGAAGCUGCGCGGCGGCAGAGGCAGUAUGCUGCGUCUCUCGGGCAAUGUAUUCUGUCGGUGUCUCGGCCCAUCAACGCUGGUGCUCAAUAUCCUCCCCGGGAAUUUACGAGGAGUCAAGGCGAAGGAAUGGCGGCUCGACGAUUUAGGAUUUGUGAUCGAAAACUACGCGAUAGAUGCUGCUCAAGAUCUGCUUGUGAUCGUUUCCCGAACGCCUGAACAAGAUGGGGCAGCCGUGAGUUCGUCAACGCACAUGAUUCACUGCCUGUCUCUUUCGACUGGGCAAGCACACCCGCAUGCAGCACGUCCCAAAAUACUGCUUCCGGGCAACUUGGUGUAUGACGACAACGGGUGGCUCAAACUUCGUCUGUCGGGAGACUUUAUUGGUGUGAUGUUGCCGUACACUCCAGACUUGAGUGCACAGCAUUACCAGGAACAUCUGGUCGUCUGUGCCUGGAAAGAAGGUACUGUAUGUAUGUGGCUGAGUGAGGCAUCUGGCCUCGAGGACUUCACGGUCGUAGAAGGCUUCCUGCUUACAGGUAUACGGCCUAGGAUGAGCGAGAAGCCACGCUUGGAGGCUUACAGCAUCGACAAACACUCAGCAUAUACGGAGCCCGUCCCAUUCACCAAGUUGUACCUCGACCUAUGGGAGGAUACUGGGAUUUGGCGUUGA
Messenger RNA from Gloeophyllum trabeum ATCC 11539, 1664 nucleotides. RefSeq lists its product as uncharacterized. Bases 732 to 1664 code for a protein of 310 amino acids. The record is from RefSeq and is a predicted model, not a curated record. NCBI's taxonomy places the organism in Eukaryota, Fungi, Basidiomycota, Agaricomycetes, Gloeophyllales, Gloeophyllaceae. The transcript has 10 exons. Gene Ontology annotation, molecular function: protein binding.